AUGGUCAUUAUCGAUAGUCUUAGUUUUUACCGUCCCUUCUGGAUCUGCAUGCGAUUGCUGGUGCCGACUUUCUUCAAGGAUUGCCCGCGUACUGUCCAGCUUUAUGUGGUGUUGCUGAAUAUCCUGGUCACCUUGUGGUUUCCACUGCACAUGCUGCUACAUCUGCUGUUGCGUCCCUCUGCGGCUGACUUCAUGAAGAACCUGACCAUCUCUUUGACCUGCCUGGCCUGCAGUCUGAAGCACGUGGCCCACUUGUACCACUUGCCGCAGAUUGUGGAGAUCGAAUCCCUGAUCGGGCAACUAGACACAUUUAUAGCCAGCGAUCAGGAGCACCGCUACUAUCAGGACCACGUGUAUUGCCAUGCCCGGCGCUUCACACGAUGCCUCUAUGUCAGUUUUGGCAUGGUUUAUGCGGUUUUCCUGUUCGGCGUUUUCGCACAGAUUAUCGGCAGAAAAUGGGAACUUAUCUACCCUGCCUAUUUCCCAUUCGACUUCGAGAACAAUAGCUACCUCGGCGCAGUGGCCAUGGGCUAUCAGGUAAUGAGCCUCAUAGUCGAAGGCUUCCAGGGUCUGGGCAACGACACCUAUACGCCUCUGACCUUAUGCUUUCUGGCCGGACAUGUCCACUUGUGGUCCAUUCGCAUGAGCCAGCUGGGACACUUCGAGGACGAAACGGCGACGGAUCAUCAGCGGUUGCUGGAGUACAUUGAGCAGCACAAACUCUUGGUGAGAUUCCACCGGCUGGUGCGCCGGACCAUCAGCGAGGUUCAACUGGUGCAGCUGGGCGGAUGUGGCGCCACUCUGUGCAUCAUUGUGUCCUACAUGCUCUUCUUUGUGGGCGACACCAUCUCGCUGGUCUACUACUUGGUUUUCUUCGGAGUGGUCUGCAUGCAGCUCUUUCCCAGCUGCUAUUUCGCCAGCGAGGUGGCCGAGGAGGUGGAACGGCUCGCAUAUGCGAUCUUCUCCAGCAGAUGGUACGAUCAGUCUCGGGAUCAUCGAUUCGACUUGCUCGUCUUCACACAGUUGACCAUGGGGAACAGGGGGUGGGUCAUCAUGGCAGGAGGGCUCAUCGAACUGAAUUUGAAUGCCUUUUUCGCCACCCUGAAGAUGGCCUAUUCCCUCUUUGCCGUUGUGGUGCGGGCAAGAGGUAUAUAG
Molecule: messenger RNA, 1155 nt
Organism: Drosophila erecta
Lineage: Eukaryota; Metazoa; Arthropoda; Insecta; Diptera; Drosophilidae
Gene: Or33c
Product: odorant receptor 33c
Exons: 2
Coding region: 1-1155 (384 amino acids)
Biological process (GO): detection of chemical stimulus involved in sensory perception of smell; sensory perception of smell
Cellular component (GO): plasma membrane
Molecular function (GO): olfactory receptor activity; odorant binding
Source: RefSeq, a predicted model, not a curated record